AUGCAGAUGGUGGCAGAAGAGGAGGCGCCGAGGUCGCUGUCGCCAAUCAUGCGAUCUCGUCUGGGAGAGGGAACCAGCCAGCCCUCGUCUCCCCUACGCACCACCUUUAUUCCCGACCAACCUACUCCGGCGCAUACCACCCUUUCCGACGCUCUGCUCCGCCCGCCGACUGCCGUCUCUGUACACUUCGGUCCACCGACUCCUGCCGAUUUCAAUCUGCCAUCGAUCAAGAGCUUCCAGAAUGGCUCCGCUCCUCGCUCCGUUUCAGCCACCAGCCCUCGUCCGCGACCAUUCGUCUUGCGCCAUGACUCGGACCCGACUCUGCGUACCGUCUCGCGCAGCAGAGAUGUCAGUGGAGGCAGCGGUACCCAGACGCCGCCCGAAAGAAGACCAGGAUUAGGAGACGACCAGCUCGAAGGCGCAGACGAACAUGGCCGUCAAGGCUCCUUCUUCUCCCGCUUGAAGGCCAUGGCUACACCCACCCACUCGCGCCAUCCCAGCGAAUUUACCAAUGCUUCAGUCCUCAUGACUCCUACCGAAGAGCUGGAAGAGCCACAUUUUCCUUUUUAUUCCCAGUCGCAACAUGAUGGUAGCGAGGCCGAAGGUGACAUCGAGGAGAGCUCUAUGGAUGAGGCCGCAGAAGGUCAGGAGCCUCGCCCGAAGCGCAAGGCCAGGAGAAAGAUGGAGAAGACGGCAUCUGCUGGCCCUUCGACACCGCGAACCCCGCGCUUUCCUUCUUUCUUGCGCGACCAUGCAGAUCGCACUCCACGUCUGCCACGUAGAGCUACUAUGACAGACAUUCCUGAGAACUCAAGAGUAGGCGUUAGUGAGGAUGAGGGUCGCGACCGUCUUGCCAAAAGCGCUUGGAGACGUGGCCUCGAGGGUGCGCGCGGUCUCAGUUACGCGCCUCGUAGUAGCAGACCUACAAACGAUGCUGCAGAGCAGUCUGACUCGAACCGUCCAACAACAGCGAGAAGAUUCACCGGAUUUGGCGCUCUCGACGGAUCCGCCUCUCCUUGGCGAGGUCGUGGAGAGCGUCAACCGAGUGCUAGUGCUCAAAAGUGGAAACAAGUCAAGGCUGGUUUGAAAUUGUUAGGCCAACGCAAGAAGGACGAGCGAGUCAAGGUGGAUCACCAAAAGUCUACCGAGCUCAUGGCUGAGCUGCUGGCCGGUUCGCCAGCUGCCAUCUUCUUGGCCAGCAUGUAUCAACGCGACGAACAUGGACGCCGCAAAAUCCCCGUCUUGCUCGAACAACUUAAAAUCACCAUCCCUUCAAGUCAGAACCGCGAGAGCAAGUCUGGCGAUCGUCACAUGGUCUUCACCAUUAAUCUUGAGUAUGGAAGCGGACCGUCACGCAUGUCUUGGACAAUCCACCGUUCUCUCAGAGACUUCAGCAACUUGCAUCUCAAGUACAAGUUUCAAAGCCAGUCGGAACGUUACUCAAUACUCAAGACUGAAGAUCGUUCGAAAGCAAAGAUUCCCCGGUUCCCCAGAAGUGCUUUCCCAUACCUGCGUGGAGUGAGAGGUCUAGCCGACGACGAGGAAGACGAGGAUGACAACGCCAUAGCUGAAGCAAGUGGCCCUGAUGGUGAAGCUAGCGGACCAGAGAGACCUGGCAUGAAGAAGCGACGUAGAACGUCCUUUGCCCUCUCCAGACGCAAGUCUAGCACUGGUCAUGCAUCUGGUCCUGAUGGUGUGGUCGACGGAGUCGCUCGAGCUGGCAGCAUUGCUGGUGCCCCUGGCGGUGCAAAAGCCAAGGAUUUGUAUAACGAGCGCCAACGCAGGAAGCUUGAGAACUAUCUGCAGCAAAUGAUCAGAUGGCUUGUCUUCCGUCCUGACAGUACACGGUUGUGCAAGUUCCUUGAGCUUUCAGCUCUAUCCCUGCGUUUAUCGGUCGAAGGCGGCUAUCAUGGCAAGGAGGGAUUGAUGUCCAUUAUUUCCAAGCCCAAUAUUGACCUGCGUAGAAGGCCCGUCACUGGGUCCGUUUCGGCAUUCAAGAGAAAUACGGAGCCCAAGUGGUUCAUGAUCCGCCACAGCUACAUUGUUGCCUUGGAUAGUCCCGAGUCACUAGAGCCGCGCGAAGUCUUUCUUAUAGACGGCGAUUUCACUACCGACAAGGCCAGCAAGAAGCGUUUGAGAGACCAGACAGCAGAAGAACUGGCCAAAACUGCCGGCAACGCCACACAACCAAAGCAUCACAUUCUUCGACUGUACAACUCGGAGCGAAAGUUGAAGAUGUUGGCCAAGAACGAACGACAGCUGUUGCAAUUCCAGGAGUCUAUCGACUACAUGGUACGGAACACGAUUUGGUCGCUGAAACACCGCUUCGACAGUUUUGCUCCAGUUCGCAAGAAUGUCUUUGCUCGCUGGUUGGUCGAUGGUAGAGAUCACAUGUGGCAGGUUUCGCGAGCCAUUGACAACGCCAGGAGCUUCGUGUACAUUCACGACUGGUGGCUGAGUCCUGAACUGUACCUUCGCCGACCAGCGGCCAUCAGUCAGAAAUGGCGCCUCGAUCGUCUGCUCUUGCGCAAAGCCCAGGAAGGUGUCAAGAUCUUCGUCAUCGUCUACCGCAAUAUCGAGUCUGCUAUUCCCAUCGACUCGGAGUAUACCAAAGCAUCGCUCCUAGAUCUCCACCCCAACAUCUGCGUCCAACGUUCGCCCAACCAGUUCAGGCAGAAUCAGUUCUUCUGGGCGCAUCAUGAAAAGCUAGUGGUAAUCGAUAAUGCCAUGGCGUUCGUGGGUGGCGUGGACUUGUGUUUCGGAAGAUGGGACGACCCUCACCAUUCUCUGACAGAUGACAAACUCACUGGCUUCGAGUUAGAUAUGGAAGGACCAAGAACUGCAGACAACUGUCAAGUCUGGCCCGGUAAAGAUUAUUCCAACCCCAGAGUUCAGGACUUUUACGCGCUAGACCGCCCGUACGAAGAAAUGUACGACCGCACAAAGGUGCCCCGUAUGCCUUGGCACGAUAUCGCCAUGACGAUUGUCGGUCAGCCCGCGAGAGAUGUGGCUCGUCACUUUGUCCAAAGAUGGAACUACAUUCUCAGACAGCGUGUACCUUCUCGUCCCACGCCGAUCCUCCUGCCUCCACCUGAGUUUGAUCAGAGCGAACUCGAAAGACUUGGCAUGACUGGUACUUGUCAAGUUCAGAUCCUCCGCUCUUGCACAUCCUGGUCGAUCGGCACACCAAACAAGACUGAAUGCAGUAUCAUGAACGCGUAUGUCUACCUCAUCACCAACUCUGAGCACUUUGUGUACAUCGAGAAUCAGUUCUUCAUCACUAGUUGUGUUGUCGAAGGUACGCAGAUCAACAACAAGAUUGGUGACGCUCUUGUCGAGAGAAUCGAGCUUGCUCACCAGAGAGGUGAUAAGUGGAGAGCAUGCUUGAUCAUCCCACUUAUGCCUGGUUUCCAGAACCAAGUCGAUUCCCAAGACGGAACUAGUGUUCGUCUGAUCAUGCAAUGUCAAUACCGUAGUAUUUGCAGAGGUGAAUCAUCCAUCUUUGGCAGGCUGCGUGCUCAAGGCAUUGAUCCCACCCAAUACAUCGAGUUCUACGCUCUAAGACAGUGGGGCAAGAUUGGGCCUCGCAAGUGUUUGACCACUGAGCAGCUCUACAUUCAUGCCAAAUGUAUGGUUGUUGACGAUCGCAGUGUAAUUAUUGGAUCUGCCAAUAUCAACGAGCGCUCCAUGUUGGGUUCGAGAGACUCCGAGGUUGCUGCUAUUGUUACUGACCAGGAGAUGAUUCCUUCUCGCAUGGGCGGCAAGCCUUAUGAUGUUGGCACUUUCCCUCAUACGCUUCGUAUGCGUCUCAUGCGCGAGCAUCUUGGUAUUGAUGUUGACGACAUUUACCGUCGCGAGUGUGAAGCUGAAAAGGCCUUCCAGGACGAAGAGAUGGAGCGCAUCUACAGAGAUGACUACGUCACACCUCCUGAGACUCCUUCAACCCAUGGCUUGACUGAGGAAAACUUGCAACAUAACAGUGAGCCAGAUGGCAAGGCUGGUGUUUUGCACAACUUCCUCAACGAAACCAACAGUGGCCAGGCUGAUCAGAUGGAUGGUGCCGGAGGCAAGAAGCAUUCGGUUGACAGGCCUCACGACCUCGACGUUGCUGGUUUUGGUGUCGAUAACAUGAAGAAUCUUGAGAAUGUAGUCGACACUGCUGCGAGAGAUACAUACAUCACACCCCAUGGCAAGGAAGUGCUCAAGAGUGCCAAUCUGCUCGACGUUGCUGCGCGUCCUCGAUCUUCAUCGCUCAGGAGAGACAUCAUCAACCAUCAUAUCUAUGACCAUCCUCAUAACGCUACUGAGGCAGGACGCAUCCUCCCUCCACCUAUGCCGCCCCGUAUGAACACACGCGAACUUGGCUUGACACAGUUGUCGCAACUACCACCACUUCCUGUUCUCGAUGACGCAGAUAUAGGCGGCCCGUCUUUGGUCCAGGAUGUCACUUCUGAGAAUGCUCAUAUUAUCAACCCGCUACUCAACUCCAUGACAAGACCUGUGGUUGACGAAGACUGCAUGCGCGACCCAUUGGAGAAUGACUUUUACAAGAAGAUUUGGCAUCAGGUAGCAGAGAACAACACUCGCAUCUACCGCCAAGUAUUCCGCUGCAUGCCAGAUUCUGAUGUUCAGUCGUGGACAGAGUAUCGCAACUUCAAUGCGUACAACGAGAAGUUCAUGCUGUCGCAAGGUUUGGGCACCAGUGUACCGCUUGCCAAGCCCUCUGGUGAUGCACCCGAUUCGAGUGGUCCUCCUGGCUCUGGCGGCACAGACGCCUUGUCCUCUGUGGCAGGUAUCUCCGACCGCGCGAGCAAACAUGCCAGCAAUAGAUUCAGUGGGUUGAGCAAGCUGUUUGGCGGCCGACCCGGCACUGCUCACUCCAAUGCAACUGCCACCAACGGUGAAGUGUCUGAAAAGCACGGAGUGGACGCCGGCCCUCGUGCUUCAGACUCGGCACUCACCAACGCCGGUGACGAACCCGCCGAAGAGCCCCUCGACGAGAAAGUAGCUGCCCAACAACGCAACGACACUGCCAACACAGAAGCCACACUCGCACCACCCCUCGACGGGCUACCCACCACCAACAACGGCACCACCAACAGCGCCCCCACUCGUGUCAUGAAAUCUCGCACCAUCCAGUUCCCCGAAAUGACGGAAAAGGAAAAGAACUUUGAGGCUGGGCCAUUCCAACAUGCAGCCACUGUUAGCGGCAGUGGAAACAUGCAACACAGCACUUCUACCAAGCGCAGACGCAAUCGCGCCAACACUAAAGGCAGUAUGAAGAACGGGGGUGUGUAUGAGCCCGAGGUGCUUACGAAGGAAGAAGCAGAGGGCUUGUUGAAGCUUGUACAGGGGCAUUUGGUUGUUUGGCCUUAUGAUUGGGAAGAAAAGGGAGGCAAUUGGCUUUACAACAUUGAUCAGAUUGCUCCGUUGGAGAUUUACGAUUGA
Molecule: messenger RNA, 5448 nt
Organism: Aureobasidium vineae
Lineage: Eukaryota; Fungi; Ascomycota; Dothideomycetes; Dothideales; Saccotheciaceae
Source: the annotation of a GenBank genome assembly